GAUAGUGUGAGAAGAAGUCAUUAAACUGUACUGAUGUUUAUUUAUUAUAUGAAGUGAAUAUAAGAUGUUUAUAGUUUGCAGAACAUAUUAUGUUUAUGAAGCAUGAUAUCUACAGAAACUGAUGAAUGCUCUUCCUGACACCUUUGUCCCAUUUAACGUGGAAUCCGCCAUGACAGGAUCCCGCAGAUGCAACGAGCGAACCACCGGGAAAAGAGUUAGCCGACGCAGUUGGGUUCCAGAGCAGUGAUGAAUUUGGACACAGUACGAUCCUUGAGAGAGUUAACUCUUUAAAAAGAGGUAAAAUGGAAGAGGAAAACCCUGCUAUAGUUGAGUGUAAUCAAGGAGAUGGUGAAGUUUCAUUAAAAAAAGUUCGCCAUCGAAAAAAACAAUUAUACAAGUCGAUUAGAAAACAGAUGGAAUUUUAUUUUGGUGAUGCUAAUCUCACAAAAGAUCGCUUCUUGGGCAGUCUUGUUAUGCAAGACCCAUAUAUAGACAUCUCAGUAUUUCUGUGCUUCAACAGGAUUCGGGCUCUAACAACAAAUUUUCGAGAUAUAGCUGAUGCCUUAAGGGAUUCUGAGUUAUUGUCUGUGACAGAAGAUGGCACCAAAGUGUUCCGGAAAACUCCAAUCAAAGAAAAAGAAAACAUCGAUGACUGUACAGUUUAUGUAGAGCAGCUGCCUCCAGACGCUCAGCAUGAUUGGCUGAGAGAUGUGUUCUCUGCAUACGGAAACGUUGCCUAUGUUUCGCUCCCAAAGUACAGAAACAGUGGAAAGAUUAAAGGCUUUGCUUUUGUUGAAUUUGAUACACCAGAAGAGGCUAACAAAACUUUAGAGGCCUUUGGUGCGAGGGGCUGCCGUUUAUCUUCCCAGAUUGCUCCAGAGAAACUCUGCAGCAUUUCUACCUAUGAUCCUGAUGAAGGAAAGUCUGAAAAUGUGCUAGGUGAAUCUGAUAAAGGCACGUUAGAGAAAAUAAAUGAGGAUGAAGAUGGUCAACUUCAAGAAAAGCUCUUGAAGAAGAGGAGAAAGAGAAAGAAAGGGAAAUAUGAACAAGGAAUGGAGAUGAGUGCUGAAGAAAGUGAAGCUGUUGAAACAGAAAGAGAAACAGAAAGUGAUGUUUGUUUGAAGAAAAACAAGAGGGAAAAGAUUCAUGAGAGUGAAGCUGUCAAGAUAGAAAUGGAAACAAUACAUUCACAAUCAGAGGAUGAUAAUACACCUCCAAAGAAGAGGAAGAGAAAGAAGAGUGAAGGGUCCAGAGUUGAGAAAACAGAACACCAAACUGAUGAUACCGAAAUUUUUUUGGAAAAGAAAAUCAAGACACAAGUGAACACACAGCAUACACAAUCAGAGGAUGAUAAUACACAUCCAGAGAAAAAGAAAAGAAAGAAGAAUGAAGGGUUUGGAGUUGAAGGAACAGAAAGGAAGAUGGACACUGCUCAAGAGGACACAUCCACUGUUUACCAAUCUGAUGACACAGAAACUUUUUUGGAAAGGAAAAAGCAAAAAAGGAAAAUUGUGGAUGUAGAAGAGACAGAUGUUUCAGAACUUCAGCAAGGAGUGUCAGGUGUUGAAUGCGAAAAUGAAGAAGUAGGAAAGAAGAUGAAAAUUAAAUCUGGUCAGUGGGAUGAAGAUGCGGAUGAUGAUGCAGAAGAAACGACAGAGGAAGGAGCCAAAGCUAUUGCGAAAAAGAAGACUAGGAAAAGAAAGAAGCACAAGAAAGAUAAGCAGGAAGCUGAAGUUAGCCGGCUGCAGAUUUUGUCAAAGCGAGAAUGGAAGCGUUUACGUAACAAAUACCUGGACUUGCAAAAAGCGAAGAUGAAAUGUCUGAAACAAUAUCUUAAUAGAAAUCAGUGGAACCGUAAUUCACACGUUCAUCACCAUGAUCAGUUACAUAAUGCAAAUGGACAGAACCAGGGAAAGGAUGACUAUGGUGACGGAGGUUCAGAGAUACAGUCUUCAGUAAAACAAGAAACUGAGAAAAAACCAAAAUUCACAUUCACUCCAGGAGUUAUUGUACAUGCAUUGCUUGAUGAGCCCAUUUCAGAAGUUCGGAAGUUCAAGGUCAAUGCUAAAGCCCUUGGUGAAGUAGAGUAUGUAGAUGUCAUUAUGGGGUCAAAUGAAGCAUUCCUUCGUUGUUCAACUCCCACAGCAGCUGAAAUGUUGGUGUCCAAUGCACCAUGGCAACAAGUGGCUAUUCUUAAAGGUGAAGAUGAAGCUCAGUACUGGAAUAAGAUGUUCAGAGAUCGUGAGCAGAAAUUAAGUAGUAAUAUCCGUGUGAAACAGAGAGGACGGGAUAAAAUACUGAAAAGAGCUGAAAAAGAACUAGGAAAACAUAUAAGGUUUGAUGAUUGAGAAAAGUAUAGUGUACUUGAUAUGUUGACGUUAAUACGCACAGAUUUGUCUGAAAAGUUCCCUAAAUAUAUUGUUCCAUAACUUAAAAUAUACUGUAAAAGACGAGCAAUUUGUGUUUUUGUAUGGUGUACAAACCUACUCUUAGCAUAUGUGCACAUGGUAAAGUAUUGACAUCAAAUGACAUGGAGGUUUCCAGAAUGUAAUAAUGUAUUCAAGUCACAAGUUAUUAUUUAAAACCCAAUAUGGGUGAUAUACUUUGUAA
Molecule: messenger RNA, 2610 nt
Organism: Zootermopsis nevadensis
Lineage: Eukaryota; Metazoa; Arthropoda; Insecta; Blattodea; Termopsidae
Source: RefSeq, a predicted model, not a curated record